Messenger RNA from Eufriesea mexicana, 958 nucleotides. It is a transcript of the gene Rad60, whose product is annotated as DNA repair protein Rad60. The coding region runs from base 68 to 958 and encodes 296 amino acids. Gene Ontology annotation, biological process: cytokine production; positive regulation of transcription by RNA polymerase II. The transcript is spliced from 6 exons. The record is from RefSeq and is a predicted model, not a curated record. NCBI's taxonomy places the organism in Eukaryota, Metazoa, Arthropoda, Insecta, Hymenoptera, Apidae.
GCUUGAAUAUCAUUAUCUUUGUAGCAUUAAGGAGUAAUAUCGUAUAAAAAAUUGUGAAUAUCAAAUAAUGGAAAUAGUGCAGUUAAGAAGUUCAUCUGAGGAUGAUGAUGAUGUAUAUUUAAAUUCUGUUGCAAAGUUGAAAGCUUUGAAGAAGAAACAAACAUCAUUACACUGUGAUGUCCAAAAGGAGGAAGAAACACAGGAAAAUAACGAAGAAUUGAAACUUGAAGUUCCUAACAAGACUAUAAUAAAACGAAGAACAUAUCGGAAAACAAGAAACAAGGGAAAUACUCCUAAGCGUCGAUCAGCAAGACAGAAACAACAAAAAAAUGUAUCAGAUGCAGAUUCUGAUCUGGAAAUUGUUUCUGUUGAAGGAAAACCAAAUUCUGCUGAAAAUGAUUUAUUCAUAGUUGAAAACAAUAUGAAUGAGAACUCACAUUGUACUGAGGAUGAAAAUUAUGAAAUAAAUAUUAAGAUUCUGUGGCAAUCAAAAGAUGUACAUCGUUUGAAUAUUUGUCGAAAUGAAAACUUUCGAAAAAUUUUUGAAUAUUUUGCUAAUUUAGAAAAAGUAUCAAUAGAUGAAAUUUUAAUAACAAAAAGAGAUAAAACUAUUAAGAAAAAUGAUACACCAGCUUCCAUAAAUUUGUCUGUCAUAGACAUACUCGAAGGAGGCAUUAUUAAGAAAGACAAUAUCGUACAUCCAAAAAAUAUUGAGCAAAAAAACAAUGAAGAUAUCUGUGUAAUAAAAAUACAAACAACAAAUAAAAAAAGUCUAACUGUUUCUGUUAAUCGAGAUGAAAAUUUCGAAUCUCUAAUAGAAAAAUGUGCUCAAGAAUUAAAUGUUGAGAAACCGAAAAUUAAAUUGUACUUUGAUGGAGAAUUAGUUACAAUAACAGAUACACCCGAUUCUUUAGAAAUAGAGGAUAUAGCUUGCUUUGAUCUUCGGUUAUCUUCCUAA